Eptesicus fuscus (big brown bat) is the source of this 3157-nucleotide messenger RNA. RefSeq names its product carbohydrate sulfotransferase 7 (gene CHST7). The transcript is spliced from 2 exons. Gene Ontology annotation, cellular component: Golgi membrane. The record is from RefSeq and is a predicted model, not a curated record. NCBI's taxonomy places the organism in Eukaryota, Metazoa, Chordata, Mammalia, Chiroptera, Vespertilionidae. Bases 186 to 1646 code for a protein of 486 amino acids. Gene Ontology annotation, biological process: carbohydrate metabolic process; N-acetylglucosamine metabolic process. Gene Ontology annotation, molecular function: chondroitin 6-sulfotransferase activity; N-acetylglucosamine 6-O-sulfotransferase activity.
AGGGACAGGGGCGCCGCCGCUAGCGACACCGCCUCCCAAGUUUCCCCUGCGGAUGCACAGCCCCGGUGGCUCCGCUCGUCCCGGCUCAGAGGGGGCCCGCGGGGGCCGAAGGAGCGGACUCCCGCCAGGGUUCCUAAGGAAGGGGAGCGGACUGGCGCCCCUCUCGCUCUGAGGGUCGGUGAACGAUGAAGAGCCGGCGGCGGCGGCGCAGGGAGUACUGCAAGUUCGCGCUGCUGCUGCUGCUGUACACGCUGGUGCUGCUGCUCCUCCCCUCCGUCCUGGACGGCGGCCGCGACGGGGACAAGGGCGCCGGGCACUGCCCAGGCCUGCACCGCAGCCUGGGAGUGUGGAGCCUGGAGGCGGCGGCGGCGGGAGAGCGCGAGCGGGGCGCGGAGGCGCGGCUCGCGGCCGAGGGGCCAGCGGGCCAGCCCCCCGGGUCCCGGGGCAACCUCAGCGGCGCCGUCGGGGAGACGGCGUCGGGCGAGAAGCAGCACAUCUACGUGCACGCCACCUGGCGCACGGGCUCGUCCUUCCUCGGGGAGCUCUUCAACCAGCACCCGGACGUCUUCUACUUGUACGAGCCCAUGUGGCACCUGUGGCAGGCGCUGUAUCCGGGGGACGCCGAGAGCCUGCAGGGCGCGCUGCGCGACAUGCUGCGCUCGCUUUUCCGCUGCGACUUCUCCGUGCUGCGGCUGUACGCGCCGCCGGGGGACCCCGCCGCGCGCGCCCCGGGCGCAGCCAACCUCACCACGGCCACCCUCUUUCGCUGGCGGACCAACAAGGUCAUCUGCUCGCCGCCCCUGUGCCCCGGCGCGGCCCGCACCCGGGCCGAGGUGGGCCUCGUCGAGGACGCUGCCUGCGAGCGCAGCUGCCCCCCCGUGGCCCUGCGCGCCCUGGAGGCCGAGUGCCGCAAGUACCCGGUGGUGGUCAUCAAAGACGUGCGCCUGCUGGACCUGGGCGUGCUGGUGCCCCUGCUGCGGGACCCGGGCCUCAACCUGAAGGUGGUGCAGCUCUUCCGAGACCCGCGGGCCGUCCACAACUCGCGCCUGAAAUCCAGGCAGGGGCUGCUGCGGGAGAGCAUCCAGGUGCUGCGCACCCGCCAGCGGGGCGACCGCUUCCACCGCGUGCUGCUGGCGCACGGCGUGGGCGCCCGGCCCGGGGGCCCUUCCCGCGCGCUGCCCGCCGCGCCCCGCACCGACUUCUUCCUGACCGGGGCGCUGGAGGUGAUCUGCGAAGCCUGGCUGCGGGACCUGCUGUUCGCGCGCGGGGCGCCCGUCUGGCUGCGGCGCCGCUACCUGCGGCUGCGCUACGAGGACCUGGUGCGGCAGCCCCGCGCCCAGCUCCGCCGCCUGCUGCGCUUCGCCGGCCUGCGCGCCCUGGCCGCGCUCGACGCCUUCGCGCUCAACAUGACGCGGGGCUCGGCCUACGGGGCCGACCGGCCCUUCCACCUGUCGGCGCGCGAUGCCCGCGAGGCGGUGCACGCCUGGCGCGAGCGGCUGAGCCGAGAGCAGGUGCGCCAGGUGGAGGCCGCCUGCGCCCCGGCCAUGCGGCUGCUGGCCUACCCUCGCAGCGGAGAAGAGGGCGACGCCGAGCCGGUCCCGGACGAGGAGACACCGCAGGAGGUGGAGGCUGGUGGCGCCACGUAGCCUCCCGCCCGCAUCCCGGGGGGUUAGAUCCGGGUCAGUCAUCAUGAACGGGGCACUCAGCAUGUUGCCCCAGCACUGGAGAAGCCAUGCUUUGGAGGCAAUCUAUCACGCUGUCAGAGACUGGGACUUGAUUUGGUACCAACUGCUGUGCAAUUCUGGAGAGCAGGAAUAUCAUGAGCUUAUUAAAUAACUAGUGGCCCGGUGCACAAAAUCCAUGGACAUUAAAAGGGGAUUAAUUAGAGGAAAUAUUUUGAUAUUGCUAUUUGCCCUUUCUCUAUAAUAGAAGUGUCAGAGAUGAAAGAAAAUUAGUAAAAUGUAUAUGAAAAUCUUCCUCCUGUCAGAGUCUGGGCACACCACGGGACCCAGAGUCAAGUCCCUGCCCACCUGGGGCACCUCAAAAUUGUGCAAGACCCAGACCAAGCCAGCCCCACCCCCAUAGGGCAAGAUCCAGACCCGGCUGGCCCCACCCAGGUCAAGCCCCACCAGGUGGGGGGCGUGGCCUGAGGUCCCCUGGCCUGACACCAGGAGGGGAGCACAGCCUCAGGUCCCCCGUCAAGCCCCACCAGGUGGGGGGAGCAGCCUCAGGGCCCCUGUUAAACCCCACCUGGUGGGGGGGGUGCAGCCUCAGGUCCCCCAGCGCCAGGGUGGGAGGCAUGGCCUGAGGUCCCCCAGCCCAGGGUGGGGAAGCAGCCUGAGGUCCCCCGGACCAGCACUGGGGCGGGAGGCACACCUUGAGGUCUCUUGUCAAGCCCUGCCGGGUGAAGGGCUCGGCCUCAGGUCCCCUGGCCCACUGCUGGGGCGGGGGAGCAUGGCCUGAGGUCCCCCAUCAAGCCCUGCUGGGCAGGGGGUGCGGCCUGAGGUCCCCUGCCCUGGCCCAGCGCCACGCAGCCUCAGGUCCCUGCUGAUUGCUUGUUAAGGCUUGUUAUGGGAACUCGGCCUCCAUUGUGGGUACAGCCAUCUUGUGUUAUGGAAACCCCACCUCCGCUGUAGGCGCCGCCAUCUUUGUGAUGAUGUGAUGGUCAAAUUGCAUAUUCCCUCUUUAUUAGAUAGGAUGAGGGACACAUUGGUUGAAACAGAGUUUCCAGUAAGGAAGCGCAAUGUGGAUAAUUAUGGCAAUAAAAUAGGAAGAGCUUUAAUGCCCAACCUGAACCUGCCUCGGCUGGAGCCAUUUCAACAAGGCGUCCUCACAACAAAGAAGACAUGCGAUUGGUACCAUUUCCCAUCAGCAGGUGUCUGGACAAAACAUUAAUGUGAAUAAGGGCCAAGCACAGUCCUGUGUAUCUUGAUUAAAUUACGCACUAAUAAAUAAAAGUCUAGGUGAUAUUGUUUUAAAUCUGACUCAUCCAACCCUUCUUCAAACAGUUCUCCUUGCCACCACCCCUGAACUGAUUUUUCAAAAGUAAUUUCUCUCUGUACGGUGGGAGAGAAAUGAACUGAAACAAUUUUUUGCUUUUAAAUUGUUCCAUUUGGUGUUUUUGUAAUUAUACUAUUAAAUGACUGAGUCAUGCUAA